AUGGCUAACAGUGUAUCGCAACGGUCUACAUUUGUAAACAGUGCUGUAACUCUACUACGAGAUUAUGGUUUUGAUGGUUUAGAUUUAGAUUGGGAGUACCCAGCUCAGAGAGGUGGACUCAGCUAUGAUAAACACAACUUGGUAACAUUAUCACAGGAAAAAGUUGAACAGGGUUAUGAUGUUCCUAACUUAGAUAAAUAUUUGGAUUUUUACAACAUCAUGGCCUAUGAUUUUCAUGGUGGUUGGGAUGGUGUUACAGGUCAUAACAGUCCACUGUAUGCUAGUAGUCAAGACUUUGGUGAUGAUCUUUUCCUCAAUGUGAAUUACUCUGUUAACUAUUGGCGUACCUCUGGUGCCUCUAUAGGGAAACUUAUUGUUGGCUUGCCUGCGUAUGGUAGAACUUUUACAUUAUCAUCAUCAAGUAACUAUGGUGUUGGCGCACCUGCUAGUACAGGACCUGCUGGGACUUAUACACGUGAAGCUGGAUUCUUUUCUUAUUAUGAGAUUUGUAGUGAAAUUAAAAGAAGUGCUGGUAUAAGAGUAGUUGAUGACUAUAUGAAAACACCGUAUUUUGUGAAAGAUAAUGUAUGGAUUGGUUAUGAUGACAUACCAACUUUUCAAUUAAAGGCUAAUUUUAUCAAGGACAACCAGUUUGGUGGUAUGAUGGUUUGGUCUCUGGCCCUAGAUGAUUUUAAUAACGUUUGUGGAACCGGAGAAUAUCCCUUGAUUAAAGCUGCGUCCCAAACUCUGAACACACCAUCUGGUGUAGGAACAACCCAAUCCAACAACCAGCCUGAUACCAACACCAACCAACCAACCACCUCUAAACCAACAACUUCUGUUGUCGCUAAUAUACCUACUACUGCUAAGCCAAGUGCAGAUUCAUCUGAAGCUUUCAGCUGUAGUGGUAAGACAGAUGGUAGUUAUAGAGAUCCUAAAGAGUGUUCAGGAUUCUAUACUUGUAGUAACGGGAUUGAGCAUAAACAGACCUGUGCCCAUGGCUUACACUUUGAUACGAAAUCUGCCAUUUGUAACUGGGCAAACCAAGUCGAUUGCUAA
Molecule: messenger RNA, 1059 nt
Organism: Lottia gigantea (owl limpet)
Lineage: Eukaryota; Metazoa; Mollusca; Gastropoda; Lottiidae
Exons: 7
Coding region: 1-1059 (352 amino acids)
Biological process (GO): carbohydrate metabolic process; chitin catabolic process
Cellular component (GO): extracellular region
Molecular function (GO): chitinase activity; chitin binding
Source: RefSeq, a predicted model, not a curated record